CCCGCUGGUUGAGUUCAGCGAACGCUGUGGCUAGGGGAGGGCGGGAGGAGGGAGAGCGGACGCGGGGGGCGGGGAGGGGCGCUGGGUUGCGCGCUCGCCGGCGCUCUCUUUCGAUUUGGUCGGCAGCUGGAGGAGAGUGGACCCCCCCCCACUUUUAGGCUCUGUCCUCGGCGCAUUCCCGCCGUCCCCCGGUCCCGGCGCGGGGCUCGGGGAUGCCAGCCAGCAUGUUCAGCAUCGACAACAUCCUGGCCGCCCGGCCGCGCUGCAAGGACUCGGUGCUGCCGGUGGCGCCCAGCGCGGCGGCUCCCGUCGUCUUCCCGGCCCUGCACGGGGACUCGCUCUACGGCGCCAGCGGCGGCGCCUCCUCGGACUAUGGCGCCUUCUACCCGCGCCCGGUGGCCCCCGGCGGCGCGGGCCUCCAGGCCGCGGUAGGCGGCUCCCGCCUCGGCUACAACAACUACUUCUACGGGCAGCUGCACGUGCAGGCGGCGCCCGUGGGCCCGGCCUGCUGUGGGGCCGUGCCGCCGCUGGGCGCCCAGCAGUGCUCCUGCGUCCCGACGCCCCCAGGCUAUGAGGGCCCCGGCUCGGUGCUCGUGUCCCCGGUACCGCACCAGAUGCUGCCCUACAUGAACGUGGGCACGCUGUCGCGCACCGAGUUGCAGCUUCUCAACCAGCUGCACUGCCGGCGGAAGCGGCGGCACCGCACCAUCUUCACGGACGAGCAGCUCGAAGCGCUCGAGAACCUCUUCCAGGAGACCAAGUACCCGGACGUGGGCACUCGCGAGCAGCUGGCCCGGAAAGUGCACCUCCGCGAGGAGAAAGUGGAGGUCUGGUUUAAGAACCGCCGGGCCAAAUGGAGGCGGCAGAAGCGGUCCUCAUCCGAGGAGUCGGAGAACGCGGAGAAGUGGAACAAGACGUCGUCCUCGAAGGCAUCGCCGGAGAAGAGGGAAGAGGAAGGUAAAAGCGAUCUGGACUCGGACAGCUGACGGCCGCGGGACACUUGCCCGUGUUACUUGCCUAACUCGAAGGACUUGCACAGACAGACGAUGCUACUUUAUUGCACACGCGCUGCCUUGCGGGAGGGGGUCGAGAAAGGAACGAGGAGCUGUAAAUAGUGUACAGAGCCGGGAGGGUCGGCGCCUGGGGUCGGGGCGCGCCAGGACCCACAGCCCAGCAGCCCCAGGCUGCCUGCGCCUCAUCCCACCGUAGUAUUUAUAGUUAAAUUAAGGGUGACAGUACAAUAAAGUGAUGGCAAUGUAGACGGGC
Molecule: messenger RNA, 1266 nt
Organism: Cebus imitator (Panamanian white-faced capuchin)
Lineage: Eukaryota; Metazoa; Chordata; Mammalia; Primates; Cebidae
Gene: GSC
Product: goosecoid homeobox
Exons: 3
Coding region: 213-986 (257 amino acids)
Biological process (GO): regulation of transcription by RNA polymerase II
Cellular component (GO): nucleus
Molecular function (GO): DNA-binding transcription factor activity, RNA polymerase II-specific; RNA polymerase II cis-regulatory region sequence-specific DNA binding
Source: RefSeq, a predicted model, not a curated record